Ilex paraguariensis (yerba mate) is the source of this 321-nucleotide messenger RNA. NCBI's taxonomy places the organism in Eukaryota, Viridiplantae, Streptophyta, Magnoliopsida, Aquifoliales, Aquifoliaceae. The record is from the annotation of a GenBank genome assembly.
AUGGUAUCUAUACUAAUGCCAACAUUUUUUGGUGCAUUUUUAAAAGCUUAUAAGACCAAGGUGUCCCGCAAUGCAAACAUGGCUAAACUUCAAGCUAGUUACCUCUUUCCUGAGGUUUGUCAUGACUCUUGCAUUUUUUUUGCACAAUUUCUUUGUCCCUUUAUUUCCUCAAAUUUUGUUUGCAUAACUAGUGAAUUUAUGUUGUAUCCAUACUCAAGGGUUGGAAAUUUGCAUCAAGUGGAAAGGUUCUAUCUUUUCCAAAUCGUUUGUCACAGUCCCAGUCUUGACACUUCCAGUGACUCACUUCCACACAUGUUUUAA